Molecule: messenger RNA, 762 nt
Organism: Colletes gigas
Lineage: Eukaryota; Metazoa; Arthropoda; Insecta; Hymenoptera; Colletidae
Product: NADH dehydrogenase [ubiquinone] 1 alpha subcomplex assembly factor 2
Exons: 2
Coding region: 191-643 (150 amino acids)
Biological process (GO): mitochondrial respiratory chain complex I assembly
Cellular component (GO): membrane
Source: RefSeq, a predicted model, not a curated record
UUAUAGUUGUACUCAAUAUCACGAUAUGUUGCGUAGGUUAACUUAUAAGAAUUGUCUUUUCCUGCUUACGUUUGUUCAAAUAAAUUGUAUUUACAAAAAGCUGUAUUGCUUGUAAUUCUCUUUCGUUUGUAAGAGCAUUCUUAGUGUACUUAAAAUACAAAGUUUCAAGUUUUCCUAAUAUAUUAGUAAAAUGACUAAACCGGAACGUGGUGUAAUACAAAUUAUUUGGAAAAGUUUCGUUGGUUCUUUACGAUUAAAAGAACCAACUGCAAAAUUAAUUGGCGAGGAUUUCUAUGGAACCAAAUAUUAUGAGAGACCACACCCAACAAAUACUGUAAAAAAGAGACCGUCUCGUUAUUUCGAGCCAGUGAACAAAGAGGCUGGAUUUGAUCAGGAAAUACCUGCGGAAUGGGAGUCAUGGCUAAGGUAUCGCAGGAUGAAUCCCCCAACGAAAGAAGAACUAGAACAAAAUUAUCGCAUGGCAAUGACUAAAAAGCAAAAUGCUGCGCAAAUAGAAGCAAAAUUUGGAAAUACCAACGCCAACUUGCCGGAAUUGCCGGCUAACAAGAAAGGGCAAAGUUCAUUUCCGACGUACAAAGAGUACGAGGAAGAGUAUAAAGUUAAGGUCAAAGAAGAUAAUUAGCGGAGAUAGAAAUGACAAUUAAAUUAUAUUUAACAAAUCGAUGAAUAAAUGAUUUGACCGAAUUUAGUUAAAAAUAAAUGUAAUUAACUCGUCUGUCCAAAAGCCAAUAAAAUAUCUAA